UGUGGCAAAUCUCACGCCAAACCCGAGGACAUUGAAUCUAAUAUAAUCGGUGGCAGUGAUGCGGCACCGGGAGAGUUUCCCUGGCAAAUUGUACUGUCCCUGCAUUCAAGUCAAUUAGACUUUUGCGGGGGUACUAUCAUAAACGAGAGGUGGGUGCUGACGGCAUCCCAUUGUGUAAUGCAAUCCAAAAACAUUUCCGAUUAUCGCAUUCGUCUCGGAGUACAUAACCGCACAACACAUGAGAGCUCUGAAUAUGAUUUCAAUGUCGACAAAGUUAUACAAUACGAUGAUCUCAUAAUCCCUAAUGACAUCGCCAUAAUGAAAUUGAAUGAGAGUUUGGACUUCAAGGGAAAACACAAGCAUUUGUCGCCCAUAUGUCUGCCAAACACGUCCACUAAAGUGACCGACGAUUGUAUAGCAACUGAGGGGAAUAGACCGGAGAUUCUGCAGAAAGUGAAUGAACCGAUCAUAGACUCGAGUGUAUGUCAAAAGGACUACAGUUUCUUCAACGCGACGGUUGAGGUAUGUGCGGGCGGUUCACACAGUGGAGGGAAAGGCAUUUGUGAUGCAGAUUCUGGUGGACCACUUCAAUGUAAGGACAGUACUGGAAAGUGGUAUCAAUUGGGAGUCGUGUCAAUGGGUCCAAUGCGUUGUGGAUCAGCCGAUAAUCCGGAUAUAAGGCUUGUGCCA
Molecule: messenger RNA, 690 nt
Organism: Oppiella nova
Lineage: Eukaryota; Metazoa; Arthropoda; Arachnida; Sarcoptiformes; Oppiidae
Source: the annotation of a GenBank genome assembly